This is a messenger RNA of Trichobilharzia regenti, 1362 nucleotides long. The record is from the annotation of a GenBank genome assembly. NCBI's taxonomy places the organism in Eukaryota, Metazoa, Platyhelminthes, Trematoda, Strigeidida, Schistosomatidae.
AACAGAAAUGCGCGAUACUGCCUUUCUAGUCCCCGUGGUCCUGAACAAACAAGAUUGCAAGGAGUGUUGAUAUAUAUAAAUUUAUCAUUUGGAGAAUGUUUCACAAACAAAGUCUAUGUUCAUAAUACGUGUCGGUCAAGAUCUGAACAAAAUGCCGAGUGUUCUCAUUGCUUGAAUACAUAUUUCACAAUGUCCUCUUCUCGACACAUAUCUUAUGUUGCUCGUGAAAUAUUCCCUGCUUGCUUAUUGGCGGGAGUUGGUAUGGUAGUCGCAGGCUGUUAUGUUGAUAUGUUGAAGUCUUCUAGCAUUUUUAAUUCCAGUGAGGCAAAUAUUUUCGAAAUCAUUCCACCUGUUCUUGGACUUAAAGGAAAUUUAGAAGUUGCUCUUUCUUCUCGACUUGCCACUGUGGUUCAUUUUAGACGAAAGUUUAGUGAAAUUUCAUCCUGGUUGUUUACAACCACAUUGGCUUUUAUACUGAUUCUUGCAGUUCUUGCAAGCAUCGCCAUUCCUGUAGUGAUUACAACUGUGCAUAUUUCAACAUCACUAAUAUCCUACUCUUCUAUUAAUAUCGCCCAUCUUAUUUGUAUUUCAUCAGUAACUUGUGUUUGUGCUUCAUGUUUAAUAAGUGUUCUAGUGUAUGCAAUAGUAUGCGCAUGUGUGUUCUUCGGUGCAAAUCCUGACAAUAUUGCUCCACCGGCAGCUGCUGCUUUAGGAGACCUUGCAACAGUUUUGAUCAUGUCACGUGUAAAUGGCUAUUUUAUGAAAUAUCCAACUUUUACUUUCAUUGCUGCUAUAUGCAUAACCUGCAUCGUUCUUUUCCUAAGUAUUGCCUACUUAUUGUAUCACUCCAAUAUGCAUAUAUCGCCUGAAUUUAGCAAUCUUGUUAUAACAUCUACUACUUUCAAGGAGACUAUCGUUCCAUUGAUUUUGGCAAUUAUUAUGAGUAGCAUUAGUGGAAAUAUUUCGUCACGAUUUCUGGCCGAUCUACCUGUUGUUGCUCGCCUUCAAGUUCCAAUUAAUGGCGUUGGUGGAAUUUUCGCUGCAAUGUUAAUUAGUAGAAUGACAACACGUCUGCAUUCUAUCACCUGUUCUAAAAAGUUUUCUUUAAAACAAUCAGUGUUUGCUUCUCCUACUUUUUCACCUUCGCCGUCUUCAACGACACCAACAACAACAGCAACUACUACUAAUACAUGUGUAAUGUUUGAAAAAUCAAGGCGUCAUGUUCCUAGUGAAGAAGUUUCCUCCUCUGGUCGGAUAUCUGUGGUCGGCCUGCAAAAUGUGGGCUACCGAUAUCAUAUGCUGAAAAUUCCAUACCUGUACCAAAAAUACGGUGUGGAAUCAAGCUGUAAUAAAAAAAAUUGA